CGUUGCUUCAGCGCGCCUGCGGGUUUUCGCGCCGCACCGCCCUGUCCAGUUGGCAUCACGGCCUGGCCGCUUCCGACUCCACCCCCUGCCCGAGCCUCCCUCGCUCGCCUGCCCGCCGGCUUGCUUGUGAGCGCGCCUGGCGGACCAGCUGGCCGUCCAUGACUGGUGUCGCGAGUCCUCACAAGUCCUGCCUACCUACCUUGCCUCGACGCGGCUCACCUGUCCCGGAACCGCACCGUCUCGCACCGGCCCUGACGCUGCCGUUCCGCACGGUACGUCGCUGUCUCUGUCUUUUGCUCGUCUUCGCAUGUACCUACCUCCGUCCUGCCUUGCCUAGGUGCUUGGCUUGCCCUCUGCCUAUUGUCUACUCUGUCUGCCCGUCUCGCCGCUCCACCACCCCAGCCCCAGCCUGCUCGCCCGCCCACCUGCCCUACCUGUCCGAGGUGCCUGUCGCCCCUGUGUGAGGUGCCUGUGCACUCAGUGGUGCACUACAGCCGCCGGGCCCAGUGGCUCGCCCACCGUCCGGCCCCCCCGUUCUGGGUUCUGGGUCGACCCCCCCAGCCGCGUACUGCUGCUCCCAGCGACACCGCGCGCGCUGGCGGCAGUGGCCCCUCCCUCGCCGACGUUGCCUCCACCCCCGCCCCCCCCCCCCCCUUGUGCUGCUGGGCCCAGCACCUUUCGUCCCGGCCCAGGCCUGCGCCGGCUCCCUCGUCGCCCGCCUGGUCGCCCGUUUUCCCACCCAGACCACCCAGCACACACCCAAACGCACACACUCCUCCACCAACCCGCGACGCGACUCGGCUCUCUCUCUUGUCGUUCUGUCCAUCCAUCACCACCACUUCGCGCCGUGUCACGGCCCCAUCAUCCUUCCAUCCCUGCGCCCUUCAAUGGGACGUCGGCUCUUUGACUGCCGCUUGCUGACCCUCCGUCGCGCACAGCCUGCUGGCUCGUCGCCAUGAGCGCCUGGAUGAACGACGCCGCCCCCAACCACAAUGGCAACAACGGCUUCCCGCACGUCAACGACCCAAACGCCGCGGGUGCCAUGAUGGAUCCGUCCGCCUUCAUGGCCAACCAGGCCCAAUUCAACCCUAACCAAUUCGCGAACCAGCAGCAGAUGGCGGCGAUGCAAAACGGUCCGAUGCGCCACGCCUCCCCGACCGGCGCCUACCCGGGCCAAGCUCAGCAGCCGCAGGGCCAGCCGAACCCGAAUCACGUUUAUCAAUCAAACUCGGUCAUUCCAUCCAAGCGACCCCGACCGCGCGAAGACAGCAUCACGGGCUCUCCCCGGCAGAACCCUGGGAUGCAGCCGCCGUCGCGUUCCGAAACGCCUCAGCAGCAGACCUUUCCUGGCUUCCAGGCCGGCGUCUCCAUGGCGCCGCAGCAGACUGCGGGACAGUUUCCUCACCUCCAACCCAACGGCUCCGCGAACGCGAGCCCUUCGCCCAUCAUGGGAAACCAAAUGCGACCGGGCAAUGUGCCCCAGCGCGUAGCGACCGCGUCUCCCCACCCGUUCUCGCCCGGCGCCCAGCAGUUUCCCGGCGGCGGUGGCGGCGGCGGCGGCUCUCAGGCGUCGCCCAUACCCUCGGAGCAUGGCACUCCGCAGCCGAACGCGUACAUGCAGAACAUGCCGCCGGGUUACAAUCCUGCCUUUGCGCCGUCGCCGUCGAACGCGCGUCCGUCGCCCAACCCCAACGUGAUGCCCGCCGAAAUGAUGGUGCAGAUGGGCCAGCAGGUUGGCCCGCACAUGGCCCAGCAGAUGGGUCGGCCGAUGCCCCAGAUGCCCCAGCAUAUGGGCCAAAUGACCCCCCAGAUGUAUCAGCAGAUGCAGCAGCAGAUGCAGCAUCAGCAACAUCAGCAACACCCGCAACACCCGCAACAUCAGCAACAACAACAACAACAACAGCAGCAGCAGCAGCAGCAGCAGCAGCAGCACCCUCAACACGGCCAGCAACCACAGCAGGGCCAGGUGCCACCGCAACAUCGGCCGCCAAACAUGUCGGAGCAGCAGAAGAUGGCCGCGUAUCAAAUGCGCCUUCAGCAGCAGCUCCAGGGCAAUAUGCAGAUGCAGGCGCAGAUGCAGGCACAAAACAUGGGUCGAGGAAUGAUGCCGAAGCAGCAGCAGCAACAGCAGCAGCCGAUGCAGGGCGUGCCUAAUGGCCAGGCGCCUCAGGGCGGCAUGCGACAGCAGCCUCGGCCCAUGGCCAACAUCAACCCCGAGCACUUCAUGAAGAACCUGACCACGUUGAUGAGUGCCAAGGGCCUGCCGCUCGACACGAACCCGAUUGUCGCUGAUCGGCCCGUCAACCUCGUCAUGCUGUUCCAGGUCGUCCAGUCCAAGGGCGGCUUCAAGAACGUGACGGCGGCGAACGGCUGGGUUCAUAUCGCACAUGCGAUCGGGCUGCCGGCGCAGAUCCCGACCGUUGCCCCGACGUUGAAACAGGUCUACGAGAGGAAUCUGUCAAAGUUUGAGGAAGUGUGGGUGGCACAGCAGAAGCAGCGGAUGAUGCAGCAGCAAAACGUCGGCAUGGCGAAACCAGGCACGCCGCAGAAGCAGCAGAUGCAACCCGGCCAGCAGCAGAUGAGCCCCGGUCCGAUGCAGCCCGGUCAACAACCGCCUCCAGCACAGGCACAGACGCCAGUCAAGCCGGGACAGCCUCCCGUCAAUGGUUUCUCCACGCCUCAGGCGCAGCAGCAGCAGCCGCCACCGAAUGCUCCCGGCCACAACCGGAAUAGCCUGUCGCACGCCUCUGCCCAAAACGACUUCGCGAUGCAGUCCCCUGCUCACCAGCGGCCGGGCAGCAUGUCCAUGGGCCCGGGCGACGCGCGACAUCCUGUUCCCAUGACGGCAACGGCCGCCGAUCCGACCAUGCCGCGACUACCGCCCAAGUCUGACGAGUACAGCCCCUGCGCGCGGGAGCUAUCAACAUACGGCGGUGUCGACCUGCAUGCCGCGAGCUCGCUCGGGGCUGAACUGGAGAGGUGGGAGCCCUCGGUGCCCUCGGUCAACGACCUCGGCAACAUCGACAUCCACGCCCUGACCAGGAGCCUCCAGAGCGGCAUACACGGCGAAGUGCGCUUGGCUCUCGACACGCUCGCCACGGUGUCGGCGUCGCCAGGACAGAUGCACUUCAUGCAGCUGCGGUACUGCGAGGACCUAGUCGAUGCCCUGGUUGACUGCGCGGAAGAGCAGCUGGACCUGCUGGCUGAGCACACGGUCGAGGUCUGCGACGAGAUCCUGCUCACCCCGUACGAGGAAGUGGUCAGAGCUUGCAGGGUGGAGCGGUGGGCAGUCAGAGACGUCCCGGUGUUUGGUUCGACCGACUACCAGUUGGACCGCGCCGUGGACAGGCUCAUCUGCAUCACCACCAUCCUGCGCAACGUCUCCUUCCCGGGCGAACAAAACGACAACCACAACUUCCUCGCGGACGAAUCGGUCAUCAAGAUGCUCUGCGUCGUCAUUCGGUAUCUCGGCACCCGCACCAUGCUGCUUCGCACGCACAGCAACACCCUGGACUUUAUGAAGGACGUAGUCGUCUUGCUCUCCAACAUUGGCGGCUCGACAGAGAUACCCGGGCGGGAACAGGCGCUCUGCCUGCUCCAGUUCCUGCUCUCGUUUGCACCGUCGCCCGGCCCUACCACGACCAGCAAGGGCCUCCACUUCCCGGCUUACGAACCGAGCCUCCACUCCUACGCCCCUCACGCCGUCGAUGCGCUCGCGAAGCUGCUGGCGCGCGAUGAGCCGAACCGGGGCUACUACAAGCAGCUCUUCUCGACAGACGCCAACAAUGCCGGGGCGUACGAGCUGCUGACCCGAACGUUUGCCCUGGCCAUCUCGCCGUUGCCCGACAAGACCAAGGAGCACACCCGGAACCCCGUCCUUCCCUCGCUCAUCGAGACCCGCAAGCCGUUCCUGAUGCAGGGGUUGCUGUCCGCAGAGAUCCUGGCCUCCUUGGCGCCCGGCUCCGAGGCUGGCGUCGCGCGGAGCUGGCUCAUGUCGGAGAAUCAGCUGGCUCAGAACAUCUACCGGCUGGUGCAGGACCUCGGCAUGCUGUACGAAAAGCCGCCGCCGCCGCCGCCACCAGCCGCAAGGGGUGCGAGCCGCGCUGCGCCUCCCAGAAAAGACCCCGAGCUCGUGUACAUCGUCGUCGUCGCGGUCGCCCUGCUCAGAAGACUAGUGGAGAAGGCGCGGGACCCUCAGAACCGCUCGUCGCCUGUCCCGAGCGACCUGUUGCCGGAGUCGCAGUUGCUCAUGAACGCCUUGACGAUGCAGGCUCCGGAGUGGACCAAGGAGGGCAUGCUCCCGCAGCUGACGGCCAUCUACAACAUGUAACAUCAAGGGGGGGCUCGGCGGGGAAAAAUGAUUAGGCGUCUAUUGAUAGUUUCCUGGAGCGGUAUAUUGUCUUGGAUACGGCGAUCGAGGCGACUGCGAAAGCGCGGAGUGGGUGCCACCGGGCGCAUCCGGCUGUUUCCAACUUGGGUUUUGGCACAUCAGACGACGGCGCACAGUUAGAGUUGCAUGGAAAUUCCAGCUCGUUUGUAUUGGAGAUGGGACACGGUGGGGGGUCCCCGUGGCGCACUCAAGCAGGUGUAAAUAGGUGCAGGAAUGUGAGAUAUACUGAUACCACGAGUAAUGGUGAGAGCUCCUGCUUCACGUCCCUCUCCUUGCACAAUGCCCGCUUGAUUGUUGUCGUCAACAUGAUUCACGCUGUACUAUACACGCAUGCCUCGCAGGCACUGCAAAUUGUACAAUGGCGGUCGC
Molecule: messenger RNA, 4759 nt
Organism: Purpureocillium takamizusanense
Lineage: Eukaryota; Fungi; Ascomycota; Sordariomycetes; Hypocreales; Ophiocordycipitaceae
Exons: 1
Coding region: 956-4330 (1124 amino acids)
Biological process (GO): regulation of transcription by RNA polymerase II
Cellular component (GO): SWI/SNF complex; nucleus
Molecular function (GO): transcription cis-regulatory region binding
Source: RefSeq, a predicted model, not a curated record